CAUCGCAAGGUCUUCAUCAACGCCUACCAAAUAGUUAUAUAAUAAUCAUCAUGGGGUGUUGCACUUGUGUUACAAGACCAAGUAUGUGCAUUUCCAUAUUCAUUACUGGCUAGUCUCGGUCCAUAUACUUUCUGGCUAUUUCUCGUUAGGAAGUAGGAUCUGCUGCAAAGUAACUGAAAUCAUAGGCUCACAGCAGUUCCAGUCUCCAGAGAUCCUUUUAGAAAAGCACAUAUAUUGGUAUUUGAAGGGCACUCUAUCCAACAUAAAAGGGGCAUAAAUUAUGAUUAACCAGGAGAAGGAGGAGCACCAAGUUGAGAUAAGCAGCACUAUCCCAUUUGAAGUGCAACUUUCAAGUGAACGAUCUUCAGGAGCAAUAACAUUCAUGGAAGUAUGGAAUAUGAUAACAAAAACAUUCAUGGAAUUAUGGGAUAUGAUAACAAAAACAUCCAUGGAAGUAUGGAAUAUGAAAUUUGUAAUUUCAUAUGUCAUUGGACUGAUAAUAGAUCCUCUGUUCUUGUACAUACCUUCCAUCGAUUAUGAUGAUAUGUGCAUUCGAUUUGAUGAAGAUAUGGGGUUUGGAAUUACUAUUUUGCGAUCACUUAUUGAUCUCACUUUCAUAGUAUAUCAAGUCUGGCGAUCUUGGAAAAAGAAUCCCUUAAAAUCACAUCUUAUAAUUAACAUUCUCGCCGUUCUUCCCAUUCCACAAGUGCUACUGGCUCUUCAUUUCAGAAUGGGACGUGGUGGAGAGUUGAAUGAUAUAUAUGUUGCAAAUUUCUUUCUUGCUGCCCAAUAUGUACCAAGGGUCUAUCGACUUGUACUACUCUUUAAACCGUACCGAGAGACAGUCAUGUAUGGAGGUUUUCUGAGUGUUUUUAUUCUCUACUUCCUCGCUGGUCAUGUGCUAGGAGCAUUUUGGUACUUUUUUUCUAUUCAGCGAAUAAGAUCAUGUUGGUUCAAGAGCUGUAUGGGAUGUCUAAUUACGGAUUAUUGCGCUCUCAUUCCUGAAUCUAAUGUCACAAUGUUUAAUGAUACGUGCUCAAGAAAUGCUUCAACAUUUAAUUUUGGAAUAUUUCUUGAAGCUGUUCCAAGCGGUGACAAAAAAUCAACGACUCUUGAAAAGUUGUAUUUCUCUUUUUGGUGGGGCCUUCGAAAUCUAAGUAAUUUUGGCACGAAUCUACAAACAAGUUCUAACCUGUGGGAAAUUUACUUUGUAGUCGUCAUUUCUGUUGGUGGCCUUUUUCUACUGACUAUAGUUAUUGGAAAGAUGCAGAUGAUAUUGCAGUACGACGAAGAGAGACGGAGGACGUUGAGGAGAUCCAAGCAAAAAUUGGAAGUGUGGAUGGACAGAAAUGGUGUCCCUGAGAAUUUGAGGGAGGAAAUGAGAAGUAUGGUACAAAAAGUGGAAGGCAAAGACUGUAAUACGGAGGAUCUAACUGAUCUGGGAAAUCUAUUCUCCAUUCUUCCUUCUAAAACCCAAAAAACUCUGAAGCGUGAUCUCUGCAUGAGUACGCUAACCAAAGUACCACGCCUUAAAGAUAUGGAUGUGAAGGUGUUAGAAAUGAUGUGCGACUAUCUGAAGCCAGUGGUGUUCACUGAAAAUAGCUGGGUUGUUAAGAUCGACGAACAGCUUGAUCGCAUGAUACUCAUCACAGAAGGCACUAUGUUGAUCUACCCACCUAAUACUAGUACUGAUGCUACUCUUCGAGCUGCUGGAGGAGCAGAUACCGGUUCCUCAUCGAUGAUCCGCAAGCCCUCCCUUAAGAAAGGUGAUAUUUAUGGAGAUGAACUUUUGAUCAUUUGGGCAUCGUCGCCUGACAUGCAUGUAACUUUUGCGAAUCUUCCUAUCUCGAAAGAAAAUGUCAAAUGCCAUUCGAAAGUGGAAGGCUUUGCUCUCACAGCCAAUGACUUGAAGAAAGUAAUCUCGAAAUUACACUGGAAUCCCUUUAGUUCUGAUGCGGGGGAGAUGGUGCCACAAUUGGGUACGGUGGGUGGUGAUUAUGAGGAGUCUGAUCAAGACAAGGAACAAUCAGAUGGCUAAUGAAACCAUGAAUAUAAUGCUAUGAAUCCACCAACUAGUAUUUGCAUAAUGCAGCAGUGGCGCCGUUUUUUUUUUCUUUCUUUUUGGUCAGUAAUCAGUAGUGCGGAGUGUUUGUGUAUGUUUGCAUGGUUUGUAUCUCAGGUGUGAGGACUUAUUAAGAGGCGUUUUUUUUUUUCCCAAAUAAAAUAAAAGGCAUUAAUAGAAAGUCAUAGUACAUUAGGAUGACCAAGAUGGUCUAUCCUUGAUCUAAACACUGUAUGCAAGAAACGAAAUCGCAUUUUAAUAUGCACUGUCUGAUUAUAUUGACCAUGUAUAAAUGUACAAAUAAUCAGAGUUGUCACAAAUGUCG
Messenger RNA from Rosa rugosa (rugosa rose), 2387 nucleotides. RefSeq names its product cyclic nucleotide-gated ion channel 1-like. Lineage: Eukaryota; Viridiplantae; Streptophyta; Magnoliopsida; Rosales; Rosaceae. The record is from RefSeq and is a predicted model, not a curated record. The coding region runs from base 281 to 2038 and encodes 585 amino acids. The transcript is spliced from 8 exons.